CAUAUGGCUGGUUCCGUAAAAAAUCGCCCCAUAAAAUGACCUUUUAAGCAAUUGGUUGGUCCUUAUGCUCUGACCCAAUAAUCGUGCAGUUUUGUGCUUUAAAAGGUUUUACUACGCGUGCAAUAAACGAGUUCCUGCUUGACUCGACUUCCCGCUGCGUCUGAUUGUCUCCGGGAUCGGGAGGCUGGGGAACGGCCUCACGAUGUGGACCUUCAUGCUCCUGGGCCUUCUCUGUGCCUCGGCCUCUGCCAGUGCCAUCCAGGCCAGGGCCUCCUCCUACAGUGGCGAGUACGGAAGUCCAGGAGGAGAGCCAUUCUCCCACUCCGGCCUCCAGCUGGAAGGGCCCAUCACAGCCAUCCGUGUCCGGGUUGACAGCCGCUAUAUCGCGGGUCUCCAGGUGCGCUAUGGCCAGGUGUGGAGCGACUACGUGGGUGGCAACCUGGGAGACCUGCAGGAGAUCUUUCUGCACCCAGGGGAGUCAGUGAUCGAGGUUUCUGUGUCAUACGGUAACUAUCUGAAGACCCUGGACUUUUUCACGAACUACGGUCGCAUCUUUUACUUUGGGAAAGACACAGGCGCGAGCUUCUAUGCUGUCCCCUUGGACAUCGACGCCGUGCUCCGAUUCAUCAGUGGUCGAGCUGGCUUAUUCGUAAACGCCAUUGGCCUGCACUGGGACACCAUCCCAGAAACUACCCCAGCAACUGCUGAGCCCGCCUCCUCCGUGGCAGGGCCCCGUGGUGGGGUGUGACAACUCCCUGAUCACCAUUCCCAUACAAAUGGCUCAAUAAAAGGACAUGGCUAAA
Messenger RNA from Oryctolagus cuniculus (rabbit), 803 nucleotides. Lineage: Eukaryota; Metazoa; Chordata; Mammalia; Lagomorpha; Leporidae. The record is from RefSeq and is a predicted model, not a curated record.